ACCGAGGUUGGUUAGACGACAUCAAGAUGUUAAAAAAGAAAAACAGAGCAUUUUCCCGAUGAAGAAAUUUGGCCCCCGCAUAUUUGCUCAGAGGAUUUGCCGUGCGACCGCGAUAUCAGAUUGUGCUGCGCCCGAAACUUUGGUGGAUCAUACGACGCCUGUUCGUCCGUCAUAA
This is a messenger RNA of Acaulospora morrowiae, 175 nucleotides long. The record is from the annotation of a GenBank genome assembly. Lineage: Eukaryota; Fungi; Glomeromycota; Glomeromycetes; Diversisporales; Acaulosporaceae.